Molecule: messenger RNA, 917 nt
Organism: Manihot esculenta (cassava)
Lineage: Eukaryota; Viridiplantae; Streptophyta; Magnoliopsida; Malpighiales; Euphorbiaceae
Exons: 3
Coding region: 130-681 (183 amino acids)
Source: RefSeq, a predicted model, not a curated record
AGUGCCAUUUGAAAACAAUUAUAUAAAUGCCGAAACCUUCUCUCGAGACUUCACAAACUAAAUCAAGCUCCUAGCAGACAGAGCACGAAGUUGUUGGGCAUAUAUUAUUUCCCAUAAAAACUUGUGCCAAUGGCUUGCUUCAAGACCCUGGCUGUCCUGGCUUUUGCCCUUGUUCUAUGUGCCCAAGUCACUCGAGGAGAAAUCAGAUGCGAGCAUUUGGACCAAGACACAUGUUCUUAUGCAAUCUCAUCCACCGGCAAGCGCUGCGUACUUGAAAAGCAUGUCAAAAGGAGCGGUGAAGAAUCAUACACUUGCGGAACCUCUGAAAUUGAAGCUGAUAGAUUGAGGAACUGGAUCGAAACUGAUCAGUGCAUCAAAGCAUGUGGCCUCGACAGAAAAUCACUGGGAAUCUCAUCUGAUUCUCUCCUCGAGUCUCGCUUCACACAACAGCUCUGCUCUCCUCAGUGCUACGAUAGCUGCCCCAACAUUAUCGACCUUUACUUCAAUCUUGCGGCUGGAGAAGGUGUAUUUCUUCCCAAGCUCUGCGAGGCACAAGAGGGAAAUGCACGUAGAGGAUUGAUGGCUGAUAUCAGGAGCUCUGGUCUCGUUGCACCAGGACCAAUUCAACCAGUGAAGUACACGAUUGCCCCAGUAGUUGCCCCAGCAUUGGCUCCCUUUUAGUCAAUGAAAACACAGAGAAUCAGAACAUAGAUGUGAACUUAGACAAUGAGUAUGCGAAUAAAAACAAAGUAGCACCAAGAUUUUAGUAGCAGGCCAGCUUGAUUGCUUACGCAAGCAUGUGGUGGUUCUGUUAUUUGAAUCAAGGUGUUAUUGUAGGCAGAUAAUUUUAGUCGUUCUUGUAUUCGGAGGAUUAUAGAUAUACUGGAACCACACAAUAAAGGAUUUGGUAUUUUCUA